AUUUUUAUCACUUCACAACCAAACGACCUUCAUACUAUUAUGUAAUUGAAGUAAUGAAAAGUAAAGUCACAACUAGAGAGAUAACACCUAUAUUGCCAAGUGGAGAGCAGCGUGCUCAGAACAAUAUUAUCCACAUUUAGUAGCACAAGAUUUGAGCAGAUUAAUUAAACUUUAUACGCAGAAUAUGGACCGUUGGAGAGGAAAAACAGCGAUAGUGACAGGUGCUGCUUCCGGUAUGGGUGCUGCAAUAACGCAAGCUCUUUUAUCGAAGGGAAUAAACGUAGUUGGUUUGGACAUACAAAAAGAACGUUUAGAAAAAACCGCCAAUGAAACGAAUAAAAACAAAAAUUUUGGCAAAUUACAUCCAAUUCGAUGUGAUUUAACUCAAUAUGAUGAUAUUCAAAAAGCUUUUAAAUUUGCCGAUGAAAAUAUGGGUGGUGUUGACAUAAUGGUGAACAAUGCGGGAAUUUGCAAUUAUUCACGAAUAAUCGAUAGUGACAGACAAACCUUCGAACGUUUAUUGAAUAUCGACGUUCUUGCAAUGGCAACUUGCAUUAAAAAGGCUGUUGCUUCAAUGAAGGCUAGAAAAGUCGAGGGACAUAUUUUCAACAUAAACAGUGCGUUAGGUCACAUAAUUCCUGAGAGUGGACUUAGUGAAAAAGAAGGAUGCAAUGGUUGGAAUUUAUACCCGGCUUGCAAGCAUGCAACUGUUGCAAUGACAGAAUGUGUUCGUAAUGAAAUAAAAGCAGCUAAACUUCCAAUUCGAAUAACUGGCAUUUGUCCAGGAUUAGUCAAAACAGAAAUGGGCCUAAACAUUCCAGAAGUUAAAGAAUUUGUCGAAUCCCUUCCUCGUAUUUUACCAGAAGAUAUUGCGGAUGCUUUAAUGUAUGCUCUUGGCACUAGACACGAAGUACAGGUUUCAGAAAUGUCAAUUCAAAGGACGGGAAACAAUUAAAAAUGAAAUAAAAUUUUCCAAUAUGUGAAUAAUAUUGUCAAUAUACGAAAUUUUCAACUUCUAAUUUUUUAGACAAAUAAAUAUUUCGACGAAA
This is a messenger RNA of Leptopilina boulardi, 1049 nucleotides long. RefSeq names its product farnesol dehydrogenase-like. Bases 185 to 955 code for a protein of 256 amino acids. Lineage: Eukaryota; Metazoa; Arthropoda; Insecta; Hymenoptera; Figitidae. The record is from RefSeq and is a predicted model, not a curated record. The transcript has 6 exons.